This is a messenger RNA of Monomorium pharaonis (pharaoh ant), 1359 nucleotides long. RefSeq lists its product as uncharacterized. NCBI's taxonomy places the organism in Eukaryota, Metazoa, Arthropoda, Insecta, Hymenoptera, Formicidae. The record is from RefSeq and is a predicted model, not a curated record. The coding region runs from base 106 to 636 and encodes 176 amino acids. The transcript is spliced from 5 exons.
CAUGUUCGUUUUCGUCUCUUCAGAAGCAAAAAGCAACUGAUGCAUGUGUAAACGAUUCAUUGUCGCCUUUACAAAAAAGAAGAAGACAAAACUCAACUCCGCUCAAUGAUUCUUUUGGUCCCUCAAGUUCUUCAGCAGAAGUGCCAAUUAAAUUUGCCAAUUUCGAGAGAUGUCAAUCAGGAAGACAUCAAUCAUGUUUCGAUAAAACACAGCAAUUUCUGUUGCGCUGCAUAUCGACAAAAUAACGCUUUACAGUUGAAAAAAGUAUUACGCCAACUGUAUGGAAUUACUUUAUUGCUGCAAAAUUAUGAAUCAGACAACGCAAAAGGUGCAGUAGCUACAAAGACCUCAUUUGUAGCUGAAUUGCCGCUUCAAACAUUACAACAAUUCACAGAAUUUGAGAAAAAGUUAAAUGAAGAUCUUCAAUUACGAAAUAAUUUUGAAGGUAUGAUACUUCGCUUUGGAGGAGAAACAGCUAUCAAACAUUUAAAAAACAUAUUAAAGUACACUUUUACAACUGAAAUGAGAAAUCUACUGUGUUGGUCUGGUCAGAAGGGUCGCGUAGGACUUAAAACUAGUCUGACAGCAAAAGUUAUAAUUGAGACUAUCGAAGAAGUUCGCGAACAUCACUAUUAGAGAACUAGAAAUAUGUUUUCAAGAAUGGUUGCGUCGAGGUGGAGAUCAACUUCGUUGUAUGCAAAAAUUUGCAAGUACGUCAUAAAGUAUUGCAUAUUUAAUUUAGGAUACGAUUUGCACAUUUCGACUUCUUUUUUCUCUCUCUCUCUCUCUCUCUAAUUUAUCUUUGCGUAUCUGAACUUUGCGUAUCACUUGACUCAUUUGCAAUAGCGAAUAUAUUAAAAUAGAAAAUAAAAAUCUUGUUUUCUAAUAAAAAUCUACGCUGUUUUUGAAAGUUAUCAGUAAUGUUAAGAGAAGAUUUUUUUUUAAAAAAUCGAUAGUACAUUAAUAAAUUCAUAAUAAAUUAUUUAUUCUUAUAAAUGUUGUGAAUAUUUGGAAUUAAUUACUUUUGCUACAACGCCUAGAUAUAAGGUAAAGUGUAAUUUAAAUUACAAAAUUUGAAAUGUCUAUUUAGUCGACUGUACCAAUCAUAUGUGGAUAAUUUUAUGAUGCUACAAGAACCGCGUUACGAUAUACACUGUCGGUACUGAAAAUCUAUAGAUCACGUAACAUGUAUUAUAGAUUUUCAGUAUUGGCAGUGAAUUUUGGAACGCAAUCAAGAAUAACUAUAAAUGGAAAAAAUCCACAUAUGAUUGAUUCAGUAGACUAGAAAGGCAUUUCAAAUUUUUAAAUCCUAAUUAAGAUUUAAUGUAGGGUAAAGUUCCUAUCUAUUCUCUAAAUUAA